GCUGUGACGAACGGGGAAGAGAAGAAAACCGAGAGAGAUGUGGUUGCUGGCGUUCAUUCUACCUAUCAUCAGGCUGUAUUUAGUUGGCAUAAAAGUUCUUCUGUACCAGCUGUUCAACAAGUCUUUCCCCUUACCAGGUACUCAGUAAUGAGUGAAGGUUCGUAAAGGAAUCUGUGUUCCUUAGAAGCAAUGGAGAAUAAGGGUGCCGAGGGCUCCCCGUCAGACCUCAAUCUGGUUGCUCACCCUAGAGCAAAAAGUAAGGUCUGGAAAUACUUUGGUUUUGACACUGAUGCAGAUGGAUGCAUACUGCACUGGAAGAAAAUAUACUGUCGGAUAUGCAUGGCCCAAAUUGCGUAUUCAGGGAACACCUCCAACCUGUCUUACCACUUGGAGAAAAAUCACCCGGACGAAUUCUGUGAGUUUGUGAAGAGCAAUACAGAGCAGAUGAGGGAGGCGUUUGCCACCGCUUUCUCCAAACUCAAACCAGAGUCCUCCCAUUGGCUGGCCCAGGAGUCAUUAACCGUGAAGCAGAGCUCUGAGUACGAGAACAGGAAGCACACGGACCUGACCUCUGCUGUCAUCAGUUUUGUUUGUGAGGGCAUGUACCCGUUGUCCAUUGUGGAUGAGCCCAGUUUUAAAAUCCUUUUGAAAACUGCUGAUCCCAGGUACAUACCUCCCAGUAGGAGCUACUUAUCAGCUAAGGUCCUUCCUCAGAAGUACUACCUUGUCCGGGAGGCUGUUUUCAAGGAGCUUGCCGAUGUAGUUUGGUGUGGCAUUUCCACUGACCUGUGGAGGAGUCAUACACAGAACAGGACAUACAUCUCCCUUUCCAGCCACUUUCUGACCCAUGGAGCCUCAAACACGCUGUCCAUUACUGUAAGGUGUUUGAAAACUUUUGAAGUACCAGAAGACAACACUGCUGAAAGCAUCACUCGUGCACUGUAUGAGGCCUUUGUUGAAUGGGGGAUCAACCCUAAAAUCUAUGGAGCCACCACCAACUGUGCCCCAGAUAUAGUGAAAGCCUGCUCACUUCUGGACCUUUCCGUACAGAUGCCUUGCCUUGGCCACACUGUCAGUCAAGGGAUGAACCAGGCCUUUGAGCUUCCAAGACUCAGCAGCUUUUUGGGCCACUGCCGCAAGCUGGUGGAGUAUUUCCAGCAGUCUGUGGUGGCUAUGUACCUCCUUCGGGAAAAGCAGAAACAACAAGGCCAGACCCAGUGCAUGCUUAUCAGUGACAGAGUCACAUGCUGGGUCAGCACCCUGGCAAUGCUGCAACGUUUGAAAGAACAGCAGUUUGUCAUUGCAUCGGUCCUGGCAGAAGACAGCAACAACCACCACUUAAUACUGGAGGCCACGGAGUGGAGCAUGGUGGACAGCCUGAUUGAACUCCUACAGCCUUUCAGGCUGGUGGCGGACAUGAUGGUGUCAUGCAGAUACCCCACGAUCAGCAUGGUGAAGCCUGUGCUGCACAUGCUGCUCAACACCACUCUCAAGGUCAAAGACACUGAUCUCAAGGAGGUGAGCAUGGCCAAGGAGGUGAUUGCCAAGGUGCUGUCCUCCACUUAUCAGCAGACUCCCGAGAUUGACAUGUUCCUGAACGUGGCCACAUUCAUCGACCCCCGCUACAAGAAACUUCCCUUCCUCUCCCCCUUUGAGCGUUCCCAAGUAGAGUCUCGGGUCUUGGAGGAGGCCAAGACGCUCCUGGAGAGGCGCAAGGAAGAGGGCUCUGGUCCCGAGGAAUCCGCUUCCUUUUCAGACGAGCCCCCCGUCAAAAGGCAGGCUGUCAGCACCCCAUCCCCCUCCAGCAACGCCAGCAACCUGUUGGCAGUGAUUUUUUGCCAGUCGGGAGCCGAGGAGAACCAGGAGGAGCUACACGCCCAGGUCAUGGAGGAGCUGAGCAACUUCAAAUCGCAGAAGGUUCUGGGUCUCAACGAGGACCCACUUCGUUGGUGGUCUGACCGCAUGGCCUUGUUUCCCACCCUCCCAAAAGUCCUCCAGAAGUACUGGUGCAUUCCUGCCACCAGUGUCCUGCCCCACAGGCUCUUCAGCUCAUCAGGAAACGUCCUGAGAGGGAAGAGGAGCCGCCUGGCCCCCGCCCACGUGGACCAGCAGGUCUUUCUGUAUGAGAACAUGCGCAACUGCUAUGACACCGAGCCAGCGGAGGAGGAUGAGGGAGAAUGGGGCGUGGAACAGGACCAAGGGUUGGCUGUUGGUGAUUGCCUAGCUGCACAGACUAGUGCCAUGAACACCAAGGACAUCUUUAUAUGAGUCUAUAUGUAGAGUAUACACAACUCUGUGAAUUCUGUAUUAUGACUGUAUCCAGUUCAGUGUUACUGAACUCCAGGUCCUGCAGUGUCUGCUGGUAUUUUCCCUAAACGUGCACUACACCACCUAAUUUCACUAGUGAGUUUACUUCCUGAACUAAGGAGUGUAGUGCAUGUUUGGAGCAAAUGCCUGCAGACACUGUGGCCUGCAGGACCUGGAGUUGAAUAGUGCUGAUCUAGUUGCUUUAACGAAGGAUUGAUGCAUCCUUUCCUACACUGUGUUUACUCAGUUAAUUUUUGUGUAUGUGGAAUUUUAAUUUAAUGAAAUGCACUUAUUCAGUAUGGUAUUGUCAUUUGAUUUUCAGUAGGCAUGAAUAAUUCCCUUGGACCUCAUCUGUAAUGUAAGUCCAGCACAGAUACGUUUACUUGCAGUUUAUUUGUGGUGUGAAUUUUAAUGGUGAACAAUGGGAAGCCAUUGUAAAGAGUGAAAGUGUUCAGUGUCAAACAGUGUUCAGUAGCAAUUAAAAGUAACUUAAAUAUAAAAUAAAUGUUUCCAUAUAAACAAAUUAAUAUUUUUGGAUUUAUAAGAUAAACUGCCAAUGAUAUAUCUGCACUCUUUUUUUCAUUUCUGGGUGGCCUUUAAUUUAUAUUAAGUACAAAAUAAAGAAUAUUUUGUUUCAUGUACACCUUGAGAUAUUGACUAUAGGACAAUUACUUGAGCAAACCUCAUUUAUCUAAGUUAUUAUGAUUUUAAUCUGUGAGGUUGCGCAUAAUCGGGAGUUGAUUAAUGAGAAUUUAUCUUAAGUCCUUUGCUGGGAUGUUGUCUAAAGAGCUCUGUAAAAUACAGCCAUCGAUGGGGAAAUUAUGUUCUGUUGUGUUUACCCAGUUUUAAUUGUUUACUGUUAAAUUUGUUUAUAUUUAUAGAUGUGUGCUUGCUUUAGAAGACAGCGUCAAUAAAUGGUCAUUUCACUUGGUCAUUUCACUUUUGUCUUUUUAAAAAGCAGUUUCAGCUGUGAACAGGGAAACGGGCACAAACCUUUCUGCUGGAGGAAAGCCUUUGUCGGUUUAAUUUUCAGGGUGCUUUUAUGUCCCAAGGUUCUAUUUUCAUGUACAACUGGAUUGGCAACUACAGCAAUAAUAGGCAAUAAAAAAACGGUUGCUAUUACAUUGAAGACCCAUAGAGAUUAAUAAACAGCCAGUCUGUGCCAGGAUUGUUAACACAGUUAGACGUGUCAGGCUAUUUCACCGGUUUGUUCCCACUGAAUGUUCAGUGUCAACAUGAAUAAGGACAUAGACAGUAAAAUCAUUUGAAAGGUUUCAGAGGCAUUUUUCUUCUGUGAAGCAUGUGCUGUAUCCCAGAACAUGAUUUACCUGCCAACAUUUGCCAAGAAUUAUGGUCAGCCUUAUAGUAAUCUGUUCAGCAUAAAUGCACAUUUUUGUUCCAUUAGAACACAUCCUUGCUAUUUUUCACCCUCAAAUGGCAUCUUGAUGUUCGUAACCUUUAAGAAACCGUAAGAUUUUUUUAUUUAAAAGUGUGAGCAGGAAGGCAUUAGCGAAACUUUUCAAAGUGUUCUGAAUAAAAGAUACUUGGAAGUGA
Molecule: messenger RNA, 3861 nt
Organism: Anguilla rostrata (American eel)
Lineage: Eukaryota; Metazoa; Chordata; Actinopteri; Anguilliformes; Anguillidae
Product: E3 SUMO-protein ligase ZBED1-like
Exons: 2
Coding region: 190-2268 (692 amino acids)
Biological process (GO): regulation of transcription by RNA polymerase II
Cellular component (GO): nucleus
Molecular function (GO): protein dimerization activity; DNA binding
Source: RefSeq, a predicted model, not a curated record